This is a messenger RNA of Anneissia japonica, 885 nucleotides long. Its product is annotated as G-protein coupled receptor 183-like. The transcript has a single exon. Gene Ontology annotation, molecular function: G protein-coupled receptor activity. Gene Ontology annotation, cellular component: membrane. Lineage: Eukaryota; Metazoa; Echinodermata; Crinoidea; Comatulida; Comatulidae. The record is from RefSeq and is a predicted model, not a curated record. Gene Ontology annotation, biological process: G protein-coupled receptor signaling pathway. Bases 1 to 885 code for a protein of 294 amino acids.
AUGGAACAGCAAGAUCCCAUGCUGUUGGUCAUAGCUCGUUGGGUAAUUGGUAGUAUAGGCAUCUUUGCAAACACCAUUGUCAUAUUUGUGUUCGUCUACAACAAGACUUACAAGAAGUCUCUGUCGUUCAAGUUACUUCUCCAUCAGACUGUGAUUGAUUUGAUUGGCUCUCUGAUGUUUUUGAUAUUCCAAAACAUUGAGGUUCCUGAUGGCACUGCUGGAACAAUAUUCUGUAAAAUACAGUUUCUUUUUUUCUACGCAUCAGCAACAUCAACAUACAAUUUUGUUAUGCUGACAGUCGAACGGUAUAUUGCAGUCAUCCAUCCAUUAUUGUAUCAACAGAAAUCCUUGAGUGGUAAAGUUACAUACAUAUCACUCGUAAGCCCACAUGUAUUCUGUAUACUCACAAUGAUAUGUUUCCCUAUAUUUGAAGACGUGGAUCCAAAUGCGAAAAUAUGUACAAUUAAGGAAAUGCAUGCGUUAGCCGGUAUAUUAAUAAUUAUAUUUCAGUUCCUGCUACCCAUUUGCAUUAUGCUGUACUGUUACGUGAAGAUCCUGCUAAAGUUACACAAAACAAGAAUAGUUAAUCAUGAACUUGCAAAUGAAAUUCCAUCAAGGAAUGGCGAAGGAGCUCAAAGAGUCAAAUCAGAUCUAUUAACUACACUCGUCUUAAUUGCAUUUGUUUAUAUUGUUACAGAAACUCCAAACGCUGUUGGUGUGUUGAUAUAUUUCUUCAUGUGCCAUUGUGUUAGUUACAUAUUUAUUGAGGUGGGUGUGUUGCUGCUGGAUUUAAAUCUUGCUAUUAAUCCAUUUAUCUACUGUAUGGCAUGCAAGGAUUUUCAACGAGGACUUUGCAAGAUCAGAGAUGAGAUAUUCCAUUGGUAG